Aspergillus candidus is the source of this 798-nucleotide messenger RNA. RefSeq lists its product as uncharacterized. The record is from RefSeq and is a predicted model, not a curated record. NCBI's taxonomy places the organism in Eukaryota, Fungi, Ascomycota, Eurotiomycetes, Eurotiales, Aspergillaceae. The transcript has a single exon. Bases 1 to 798 code for a protein of 265 amino acids.
AUGACAAUUACUCGUGAAAAAAUCCGGUUUCAGCGCCCCCAAAUCCAACGGGAUCAUCCCCACCCCAUGCGCCCCAUCCACAAUACUCAGUAUCCCCUCCCUCCGACAAACACCCACCAGCCUCUCAAAUGGGAAUCGGACACCCGGAUUCGACACGAUCGUAUCGAACACAGCUGCCUGGACCUUUCCCCCCUCUUCUCUGACUUUACCAACAGCAUUCUCAAACCUUUCAACCAACUCCCCGUGACUCACCGGAAACGCAUACUCCACCCUCCGCAGCUUCAACCCCGGCCGUCUCUCCGCAAGCGAAACAAGCCCCUUCUCGACGGCGCCGUAGACAGUAGCAAAAUAGACGAUGACGUCUCCCUCCCCGAGCGGCAGAUUAUGCAAGACCGUGUCCACACCCGUCGUGGCGUUCUUGACGAACACGCAGGUACUGGUGGGCACAUUGAGGUAUUGUGCGAUUUGGCGACGGGAUUCGUCGAGCAGGGCGGGCUGCGUGCGCCGGAUGAAGGGGUCGGUUUGGGAUUCGGCGGCCGUUUGGUACUCGCGGAGGGUGUGUUGAAGGGUGCGGGGAUGGGUUCCGAAGGAGCCUGGUUGGGUUUUAGUAUUGUUCGAGAAGGGAAGGGAGGGGGAGGGGGGUUGACCGUGGUUGAGGUUCUUGUAGGCGGGGUCGAUGAGGAAGUGUUUGCGCAUGGGGUCGCCGAAGGGGGUGGGUGUGGGUGUGAGUGUGGGGGACAUUGCGGUAGUUUUGAAAAGUGGUGUCGUAUUGAGAGAGUAGUAUGGAGGAGUAGAUGA